CAAAAGAAAAAUUCUAUGGAGUCAAAAAAGGGAGUUGUUUACGUAAUUUCUUUGGGGUAAAAAAUUAAGCAAUUUAAAUUUGUAGAAACUUUUUUGUUAAAUUAAUAGUUUUUUUCAAAGCAGUAUGUAAUCAAAAUCAUGUGGCUAAUUAGGCGUUAGAUUAUUGAUCUUACGGUGGUGAUAGCUAAUUGGUGGAUGUCCAAGCCGAAGCAACUUACUUUCACGUCAACCAAUAGCAUUUUGGUGGUUCUCCGUUAGAUAUUUUUAUGAAAACACACUUUUGCGUCUUCCGUAAAACACAAUUUAGGGAUAAUUUGAAACGGAAUGUAUACUAAAGGCAAAGGAUCUACGGUACCAUCAGAUGCACAAGCCCGAGAAAAGUUAGCAUUAUAUGUAUAUGAAUAUUUAUUACAUGUCGGAGCACAAAAAGCAGCACAAACAUUCCUAACUGAAAUAAGAUGGGAGAAAAAUAUAUCGCUGGGCGAGCCUCCUGGUUUUCUACAUUCAUGGUGGUGUGUGUUUUGGGAUUUAUACUGUGCAGCCCCUGAAAGAAGGGAAACUUGUGAACAUUCUAGUGAAGCUAAAGCAUUUCAUGACUAUGGAUUUGUCAAUUCUGGUUACGGUGUUAAUGGAAUCGGACAUAAUGCUGGUCCGGCUCCUAGUCCUAUUGGUCAAAUGCCUCCAAACGACGGAAUGUCGGGAGGAGCAAUGCCUCCGGGCUUUUUCCCACCUUUCAUGGGUGGUCCUCGUUAUCCUCCUGGUCCUAGGCCUGGUGUUAGAAUGCCACAAAUGGGAGGAGAUUUCAACGGACGUAAUUCAUUGCAGCCUCCUGGACAACCUAUGAUGCCAAAUACAAUGGACCCAUCGAGACAAGGUGAAGGCAACGAGUAUGUAGGUUGGCAAGGUCCACCAAGUAUGAGUCCAAUGGCUCCUCGAAUGAAUCCUCCACGAGGCCCGGGUAUGGGACCGAUGGGUCCUGGUUCAUAUGGUCCCGGCGGUAUGCGAGGCCCUCCACCAAACAGUGGCUUAGGUCCAGGUGGCCCAGGUCCUAAUCCUGGUAUGUCGCCCAUGUCAAUGGCUGGUCCAAGUGGCGGAAGACCGGCGUGGCAACCGAAUACGUCAACGCCUAUGAAUUAUUCGUCAUCGUCACCAGGAAAUUACGGAGGACCACCUGGUUCGGGAGGACCGGCCGGACCUGGAACGCCUAUUAUGCCUAGUCCCCAAGAUUCGUCCUGUCAUUCAGGUGGUGAAAAUAUGUACACGAUUAUGAAACCAGUUCCUGGAGGAAGCAUCCCAAAUAUGAAAUAUUCUAUGAUCCAGGAUUUUUCAAUGAGCGGCGGACCUGAAACCGGCGCGUUAGGUCCGAUGGCUCCUAAUUCAAUGGGCCCAGUUAUGAAUGGUGAUGGUCUAGAUGGUAUGAAAAAUUCCCCUGCCAAUGGAGGACCUGGUACGCCUCGCGAAGACAAUAGCGGUGGCAUGAACGAAUACAAUUUAGGUGGUUUCGGUGGACCUUCGGAAAGCAAUUACAGUUAUUAAAUUGGAAACCGCGAUGGAAAAAUAAAUCACAGCCAGUAGCAUAGAAGACUAAAAGAGACACCUUUAUAUAAAUUGUCGUUGGCCGUAAUCCGUAAUUUUCAUCCAAUUUUCGCUAGAAUUACCUAUUUCAUCCAUCGUGUGUAUGUCGUGCUCGCUCGGUUUGUAGAAUGAAUUUUUCUCCACUAAUUUAAAAACUAACUUAGAUUUUUUUCCAAUUGCGAUGAUAUAAUAAUACCUACGUAUGAAUAAUUCUUUUUUUCUUGUCUUCUCUAUUUUUUUUCGCAUUUUGCAUUUUGCAUAAUUUUCAAAACGAUAUUACGUUUAUAAUGUUAAGAUACUAUAAAACCGACUUCAUUUUUUUCUACUUACGAGUAUUUGAUUUUCUAAAACGACGACGUAAAAAUUUGUUGUAAUUUAUUUAAGAAGAAAAUAACGAGAAGUGGCGAAAUCCUUUUUUCUACCGAUUUAAAUCGCUGAAAAGCUGAUAUUUAGGGCUGGAAGAACAUUCGAGUGAUUGUAUGUACAUUGUAUGUAUGUAAAAUGUAAAUGUAUUAAUGAGAAAAUUGUGCUGUCGAAAUGGAAUCGUUAUCGAACUGGAAUUUAGAUUUUGUUGGUAUUUGUGGUUAGAAAAAACGCUUUUUUUUCGCGUUGAAAAUUUCAUUAACUUAUUUGUUCGGAUUGUAAUUUAUCUGGCGAUUCGUCAACGUGUCAUUCUGACUCGUCGUCAUUUAGAUAUUUUUUGAUAUAUUUAUUGAUUAUUCAAUAUUUGGUUUUGUGUGAUCAGGAUGUUUUUUGCACCUCGAAGUGCAGAUUUAGUGCAGAUUUGUGAAGAAAUACUUAUCUUCCUUUUACUUUGCUCAAGUCAUUUUUUUUCUACGUUAGACUUUAAAUUUCUUUAAAGGUCAAUUUUUCAAAACUUCAGCUUGGCCAGAAGUGUAUAAUUUUGAAUUUGAUAAAUUUGAAAGCAAAACUUCAUUUUUAAUUCAUUUUAAAAAAUUCGAUGUGAAGAGUUUCGAUGAACGUCUCAUUAAUUUUCCAAGAAAAAAGACCCCCCCCCCCAUUGCCAAAAAAAGGAUACCUUCGAAAGUUGGUAUUUCGACAUCCCUUCUGUUCUACGACGGUGAUUAUGUAGAUAUUCAACGCCAAAUUUUUAUGUUCAUUUUACCUAAAUGAAAUUCAAACGGGUAAAUAAAAAGAGAGUUGCAAAACCCUCUUGGUUUUCAAUUCAAAGAAUUUCAAAAAAUCCAAAAUAAAUGUAUACUAUUGGACUAUUGCAAAAAACUUGAAAAUUAGAUUCAUCAUGUACAAUUGCCCAUCACGAAGGUGAAUAAAAAAAAUGAUAUGCAUCGUGAAAUAAUGAAAUAAAAAUUGUCAAAUGAGGUACGAAAAAAUUCAAAUUCAUUAAAAUUUUUCCCCUCCCCCAAUGAAAAGACAGUUCGAAUUUCACCCAGAAUACCCGGAAUCGUUGAUCUCUAAAAUCGAUGCCCGGUUUUUUGAAAAUCAGCGAUGAAUUUCAAAGUUCUCUGGUGACAUCCAAAAACAUUGAAAAUUAUGCAUAUUUCCAUUGGAUUCAGAAAAUUAAUUAAGAUGAUCUAUAACACUGAAAAUCUUUGACUUUUUCGAAAAAAUUGGGGGGGGGAUAACCAGGGAUUCAAUAAAAAGUUGUAAGAGGACCUCAAAAUACAAUAUGAAAAUUUUUGAAUCCUUGGAUUGAAGCCUUGAAUCAUUUUUUUUCCACGCGGUUUUCAAAUUUUAAAAUUUGCUUUAUCUAAAUAUUAAAAAAAAAAAAAAAAAUUGGCGAUCAUUGAUUAUAUUACGUAGGCACUUAUAUUCAUUUAAAAGUGAGAAAACCAUUUUUGAAAUUUUUACAGCUUUCCAAAUUCAAAAGUUGUGUAAAAUAACCUAAAACAGUGAAAAAAUUUCAAAAACAGUGUUCUCACUUCCAAGUAAAUAUACUUAAUAUGACCCAUCAUCUAAAAAAAAAAAUGUGUUUCCGAAAAAAACUUUUUUGUUCAUUUGCAAUGAAUAAAUUUCAAAAUUUGAAACCUUGGUAGGAAAGUGAAGGUUCAAGCCAGAGAUCCAAAAUCUUUCCUGUAGUAUUUUGAGGUUUUCCUACAAAUUUUUUAUUGAAUCCUCCCUCCAAUUUUUCAAAAAAAAAUCAAAAACGACCCACCUUAGUGUCCAAUAAAUUCUGCAAAUAUUAAAGAAAAUAUCUUACGUUUGACAAAAGAUGCUUAAUAUCGAAAAACCCUGAAUAAAGAUUUGCAUUUUUCAUUGAAAAUUCGUGUAAAAUUUAUUAAAUCCAGAAAAUACACCGGAACGUAUAAAAGGGGGAGAACAUCUGAAGAACACUAUGCUGAGCCCGUGCAAACAUUUUUGAAAAAAUCUAUCGUAAGUUCUGCCGAAGCCAUGAUUUUUUUUUUUGAAAAAUCGUGCUUUUUUAUUCAAAGAGGGUGAAAAAAAGAAAUAGAAACUGAACUUCAUUAUUCUAGUUCACGAUUCAAUUUUGAAAAUGGCUGUAUGUAUUACAUGAUGGCUGAUUUUUAAAAAAUGUUUCGAAUAAUUGUGCCAAAAUGUAAAUUAAUUUCUACUCAGAUAUGAUGGGCGGGGGAAGGGGGGAGUCCAAAUAUUAUUUUUGAAGAUUUUUCAAAAAUUUAUGCAGCUGUGCGUAUUUUUUUGAAAUGUUUGGCACCCUGAAGCACGCAGUUUUCUCAGAUUUGAGUCAAAAUCGUGCAUUAGUUGAAUGAAAAUUCGUAUUUCGUGGGUUCGGAAUCUGCAUAGAGUUGAAAAAAUCACCUUCAGUUGCUGCACAAAAUGUUUUCACGUGUUUGAAUUUCAUUUAAUUUGACGAAUUCCAGUUCAGAUGAUUCACUCGACAAAUAAUCGGAAUGAGAAUUUUUAUUUUCAUGAGCUUUUUCUCCUUCUCCCUUCGAUUUGUUGACUGUGUAAAAAAAGAAAUAUCAGAAAGUCACUAAGCAGUAUUUUACGAAAUGUGUCUUGUAUAUGUUUAUGUAAUGUUAAUUAAUUUGUGUCGAUUUAACGUGAUAAUAUUGAAAUAAUUUAUAUGGCGACGAUUGAACAGUGAAAUUACGAUAUCGGAGUGAUUUUCAUAAUAUGCGGCAUCCAACGCAACGUGUCGUGUUUUGUUUUUCUUUCAAAAAAAAAAAAAAAAAAAAACAGUUAUUAAACUGGAGAGAGAAAGAGAAAAAAAAGGUUAAAAUGUGAAGAUUUAAUUCCUGUUUCAAUUGGGAUUUUUCCCAUAUGUACCAGUGUACCUUUAAAACGAAUCAGCCAAUCGAGCUUAAUAAACGUUAAGAAACGAACGAGUGGGCAGGAGGAGGGGACAGAUGUUAAUUCAAUUGAUGCAGCGUGUUUCUUGUUCGUAUACUUUGUAAUCGAAAAUGACAUUUUUUUUGUUUGGAGGAAACUUCUUAUUAUUAAUGUUAAAUAUACUGGAAAAAUUGAAUUGUGUCUAGUAGGAACUCGUCUAAUCAAGUUGCCACUGUUUGAAAAUCAUAAAACGAGGAUUUUUUUUAUUGGUUGAAAUCACGAUGACAUUUUGAUGUGGAUUUUUUCUCUUUUCCUCUCCCUUUUCUUUUUGUCUCAGUACGAAAAAUGCAUUCUUCUUUAACUUGAUUAAUAUUUUCGUAUUUAUUUUAAUAAUUGUUUUCUUCUUAUUUUUUUUUUUUUAGUUUAAAUCUCGUUAAUUUUACCUUGAUUAUCUGUGAUAAUUUUUUUGUUUUAUUUUAACGUAAGUCGCGAGUAGUUAUGGAUGUUUUUUUUUGAGUGAGAGUUUUAUAAAAUUGAUUUUAACCAACGGAUAUGGAUUGAUUUUUAUAGAUAAAAUCGUAGAUAAUUGAAAUACCUAAUUUUUAAUCCAACUUGGGUCUCUCUGUGGAAAAAAGAAUGAUAAUUUUGUUACUCAGAAUACUCGUUUUUGUGAGGGUAUAAGCAAUCUAUUAUUUUCAUACCGAAUAAGAAAAUAUUUUACGGUGUUUUUGAUCAGUAUUGAAAUUGACUCGUUUUUUUAAGUUAAUUUCGUAACGAAAUGGGAAAAAAUAAUGUAACUUAGUCGCUGUGUAUAACGAUACGUACCUUCAUAGGUUGUUUAUUUCUUCGUUUUUAUCUUGUUUUUCGUUUUGUUUUACUCGCUCCCGAUUUGGGAACUCAUAAUACUCAUCGAUUUUCUUUUAAUUUAAUUGUCAAUUAAUUUUGCGAUAAUUUAUAAUCGUGAAAAAAGAGGGACUUGUUCGAUAGCUAAAGAGAUUAUGAUAUUGCUGAUGUUCAAUGAAAAUGAGGUGAUUUGUGUGUAGAUGUCGUUUCAACUCCCUUUUAAGCCUGGCAUUACGUCUGUCUUUUUUUGUGAAAUAAAUUUGUAAAUUUCUUUAGGAAUAUUAAUUUUUAAGAUGUACGUGUGUAACAUGUUACUGUGUUUUUGCCUUGAUAAGUUUUUAUGUGUAUUACAUACGGUUUAUUGCUCAGUGUUAUUUGUGAUGUUAAUUGUGUUUUCAGUAUUUAUGACGAAUAAAUGUAUCAUUAUUUU
Molecule: messenger RNA, 6079 nt
Organism: Planococcus citri (citrus mealybug)
Lineage: Eukaryota; Metazoa; Arthropoda; Insecta; Hemiptera; Pseudococcidae
Product: single-stranded DNA-binding protein 3-like
Exons: 15
Coding region: 325-1536 (403 amino acids)
Biological process (GO): positive regulation of transcription by RNA polymerase II
Cellular component (GO): nucleus
Molecular function (GO): single-stranded DNA binding; protein binding
Source: RefSeq, a predicted model, not a curated record